Molecule: messenger RNA, 2146 nt
Organism: Morus notabilis
Lineage: Eukaryota; Viridiplantae; Streptophyta; Magnoliopsida; Rosales; Moraceae
Product: dof zinc finger protein DOF1.4
Exons: 2
Coding region: 98-1264 (388 amino acids)
Biological process (GO): regulation of DNA-templated transcription
Molecular function (GO): DNA-binding transcription factor activity; DNA binding
Source: RefSeq, a predicted model, not a curated record
ACUCACGUCGCCACCUGCUCUUUGUCGGUUUACUCUUUGUUUCAACGAUUCCUUUGCCAAGAGAGAGAGAGAGAGAGGGAAAAAAAAAAAAAAAAACAUGUUAAUGGGCAACUGUUCUGAUGAGAAGAUGGUGGUCAUCUCUUCAACAACUAACGAAUGGCCACAGAAUAAUCACAUAACAGAUGACCAAAAGGCCUUAAACAACAACAACAACAGCAUGGCUUCAUCAAGCGCAGGUAGGAUAAUGGAGAAACCAGGGCAAGAACAGCUUCAACAGCAACAACAAGCCCUAAAAUGCCCUCGCUGCGACUCCUCAAACACAAAGUUCUGUUACUACAACAAUUACAGCUUAUCUCAGCCCAGGCACUUCUGCAAGGCCUGCAAGCGAUACUGGACCCGCGGUGGGACCCUCCGCAACGUCCCCGUCGGAGGUGGCUGUCGGAAAAACAAGCGCGUCAAGAGACCUAAUAACUCCUCCUCAUCAUCAUCACUUCCCGAUCAUCAUCAUCAUAGUCAUAAUCAUAAUUCAUCAUCUUCUGCUUCUUCUUCUCCUUCUUCUCUUCUCUCAUCAAAUCCCGCUUCUUCAGUACAACCCCAGAUAGAUUUAUCAUCAAAUCAUCAUAAUCACAUAAGUCCUCUGUUUUACGGGUUGGCCAAUAACGCACCAAAUUCUGAUAUUUUGAGCCUCCAGUUUUCGAGGUUCAUGAGUUCUACUACUUCCGGUUAUGAUCUAGUUCAGCCGCAGUUGAAUAAUGUUCUCGGGUUAGGUUUUUCAUCUGGGAUUAAUAAUACUACUGAUUAUAAUGGCCAAAACGGGUUUAACUCGAAUUCCACAUCACUUCUGCCAAGUUAUAGCUCCAUUUUCAGCACACCGUCUUCUUCGCCGUCUCCGACAAUCGCCUCUUUAUUCGCUUCAAAGUUCACAAAUGGCGGCCGAGGGUCAAACCAUUUCCCCUCGUUGUCGUCGCCAUUUGAGGAGGUUCGGAUAACGGGCAACAAUGGCGAGUCCGAGAUGGGGUUGAUGAAACAAGUGAAGUUGGAAAAUGGGCAAAGAAGGUUCGAUUGGAACGGUAUUGCUGAUGAUAAUAGUUGUGCUGCUCAGAAUCAUGAUGAUGAUCAUCAUCAAACGGUUGAGCAAAGUCUUGGCUUAUCAUCAUCAUCAGAUCCUUCUCUUAAUUACUGGAGUAUCAAUCCAACGGCUGUCGGCGGUGCCAACUGGCACGAUCCGGGGAGUCUUGGUUCUUCAGUCCCUUCUCUGAUCUAGCUAAGCCAGACCAAAAUAUUCACACUUGAUUCUUCAAAUCUCUGCAUAUUAUAUAUCUCCCUCUUUAGUUUCUUCUUUUUAAGUCAUUUUUGGGGUUUGUUAGUGUUUAGGUUUUUAUUUUAGUGCAUGGGUCAUACUGGUGUGGUUUCAAAAAACAAAAACAAAAAAAAAACAAAAAACAAAACACAAAAAAAAAAAAACAAAACAAAACACAAAACAAAAAAAAAUUUAUACAGAAGCUAGCGAAGGUCGGAAGAACUGGGAUCGGAGCGAUCAUGUCAGCAGCAAAAAGAUUAAAUUUUCAGCCUCUUGUUUUUUUUGUUAAUCAAGGUUGAUCAGAAUUAAUCCUGAUUUGCGCUGAGAGGAACCUCGGAUCCUAUGAUUAAUCUCAUCCACUUGGGCAUCAUCAUCAUCAUCAUCAUCACCAAAUCUACACAAGAGAGUUGGGAAGGUUUUCCUUUGAAAGGAUAUUAUUCAAUUCCUUGAUUUGAUCAGUAAGUUUGUGUUUAUUAUGUUGUAUGUAUAUAUAUGCAUGACAGCCUUAAUUUUCUUUCUAAUGUAAUUUUGUUAUAUUAAUCAGUACUAGGUCGGAAAUUGGGGCGGGGGUAUAUGUUGCAACUAGUCCUCGUGAAUCAUGAUAUAUGUUGAUCAGAAGAUCAUGAGGAAGUAAUAAUUUUUUCAUUUGUUUUCUGCCGUACGUCUUUUUAAUUUUGUUGGGGGAUUGGGUAUAAUGGUAUAGAAGAGAGGGGGAUAACUUGUCAUCGCAAUUACUUGGGUAUUACUUUAGUUCGUGAUGUGGUUGGUUUUAAGUAUAUUUGACUUUGUUCUUGCUUUCAUUAAUUGAUUUUGGAGUUACUAUUAAUUGUUGGAAUUUUUGUGAAG